This is a messenger RNA of Oryzias melastigma (Indian medaka), 3696 nucleotides long. RefSeq names its product tripartite motif containing 25, like (gene trim25l). Gene Ontology annotation, molecular function: zinc ion binding; protein binding. NCBI's taxonomy places the organism in Eukaryota, Metazoa, Chordata, Actinopteri, Beloniformes, Adrianichthyidae. The transcript is spliced from 16 exons. The record is from RefSeq and is a predicted model, not a curated record. Bases 675 to 3089 code for a protein of 804 amino acids.
UCCAUAAAAUAUGAUUUGCCAAAUUUAUACAAGUUACAAAUAAGUGCAAGAUAACAUUGGGACAUCAAUAAUAAUAAAAUUAAAUGAUCUGGAGGGCCGGAUAGAAUUUCGACAAAUGUGGUCUACACAAUAAUUAGAAGAUUGAGGGUUCAUAUCCACAGCUGAAUGGUACAAUAGUUUAUUAAAUAAAAUGUUUUUCUUCACUUGAUGAUUCUUCAGGUUCAUCUUCAGAAGCUGGAACUCGUUUCUGGAUCAAUAGAUUCUGGUUCAGUUGAGUCUUGGUGAUAUUAAAGACUAUUACUGUGAUGGUCUAGAUCAGGCAGCUGAAGCCUAUCAAGCUAAAUAACUGACUGUUGAUCACCUGGUUGAAGGUUCAAAUCCACACUAAGAUCACGUAAUUUUGGUGGUCAUUUCUUGAACUUUUAUGGACAAUAAUUUUUAUUGAUCCCAAGGGAAACUGGUGAUGACUUAAAGAAACUCAGGUCCUUCACACCCCUCCCUCCCUCCAUUGAAGUUCUCCGCUGACACCAGUUUUCCCUGCCGGACUUGCUCUGUGACUUUGGCCCCACCCAUCUCACCUGUUCCUUCUCUCACCUGAAUCAUUUCCUCCUGAGAAUCCCGGCAGCUCACUGCUUCCCCCUCAUCUCUGGCUCACUUUUCCCCCCUCGUCGACCAUGAGUGCCAAGCUGUGGACGGAGGAGCAGUUCAACUGCCCCGUGUGCCUGGACCUGCCCAACGACCCCGUCACCAUCCCCUGCGGACACAGCUACUGCAUGGCGUGCAUCCGGGACUUCUGGACCAAGGAUGACCCCAAGGGGAUCUACAGCUGCCCCCAGUGCCGCCAGACCUUCUGCCCCAAGCCCCCACUGUCCAGGAACACCAUGCUGGCCGAGGCGGUGGAGCAGCUGCGGAAGGGGGCCCUAAGCUCCACCGUGCGGGACUCCAUCCGGAGCGUUCGCGGCGGCGGUGUCUCCUCCAAACCCAGGCUGUCCACGGCGGCCGUGCUGUGCGACAUGUGCAAGAAGGAGCGGCGCGCGGCGGUGAGGAGCUGCCUGGCGUGCAUGAGCUCCUUCUGCGAGGACCACCUGAAGCCCCACCAGACCAAGAAGUCGCUGAAGAAGCACGAGCUCAUCGCGCCCGUCAGCAACCUGGCGGAGAAGAUCUGCACGCAGCACAAGUACAUGCAGGAGUUCUUCUGCCGCCACUGCAAGAUGUUCGUCUGCUGGCUGUGCACCAGCAACCAGCACAAGGACCACGAGUGCGUCUCCACCAAGAUCCAGCGACUAGAGAAACAGAAAGUGCUGUCAGAAAUCCAGGCGGAUAAUCAGCAGCGGCUGAAGGACAGAGAGCAGGAGCUGAAGGAGCUGAAGAAGGUCAUGGAGGUGGCGAAGAAUUCUGCAAACCGGGUCCACAGCGAGACGGAGGCGGUGGUGAGGGAGCUGCAGGAGUCGAUGGAGCGCCUGCAGGAGCUGCUGGAGGAGGCGCUGGAUCAGACCGGCCUGGAGAAGAUGGGCCAGGCCCAGGAGGUGGUGGAGAACCUGGAGGGGGAGAUCAGGGAGAGGAAGAAGAGGGACACGGAGAUGAAGGACCUGUCGGGCUGUGACGACCACAUCUACUACCUACAGACGUGCGACUCCAUGUCCACCCCUCUGGAGGUCGGGGACUUUCCGGUCGUGCUCGUCAACGCAGAGGCCUCCUACGAGCCCGUUCGGAGCGCCAUCCUGGCCCUCAGGGAGCGAGUGGAGGAUCUGUGCAACCAGGAGCUGGGCAAGAUCAUCAAACAAGUGAAUGAAACCACGCUCUUCACGCUGAAAGAAUCCAACCGGAACAGAGGAGCCAAAACGGGGAUUUUAAAACUGUUUUCUGGUCUCGGUCCUCGCAACGCCAACAGCAGCCGUUCAGCAGCUCCCACGCCCAGCAUCUCAGUCGGAGUCCGUUCAGACAGAACAGGUUUGGGCCUGAGGGUUCCUGAUGUGAGGAGCAGAGACACGCGAGAUCGAGCAAACCCCAGUUCACCCAGAGCGGGAAACCGGCGCAGGAGAGACGAGAGGGAGACAGCGACAGAGACAAAUCUCCAACCCAGUCCGACUCCCAGUCGCAGAGAGUCUCAGUCUCUGUGGAGCCGGUCCAGUCAGAGUCCAGUUAUCCCAGCUGCAACUCCAGCUCCGGUUCUAGUCACACCUGCGGUCACACCUGCACCUGCACCUGCACCUGCAUCUGCACCUGCAGGAUCAGGAGCUUUUAGCCGGAUGGCGUCUAUCAGCAGCCUGUUUCGCUCCCACCGCCGCGGCACCACCCCGGCCACCCCGGUUCAAGACCCUCCGCCGUCUGCCGCCAACCCAUGGGGAAUGGCUGCUCUGUCUGAGACUCCAACAGAGAUCAACCCAAGCCUCUUUUUGGACACACCAAUGCCAGACGCCAUGAUCCAGGCACCAGCUUUCCCUGCAUUGCGAGAAAUUAACCUUGAUAGCAUCCAGGCACCAGAACCGAGGUCCAGAGAAGAGUUUCUGCAAUACGCCGUCAACUUGAUGCUUGACCCCAACACCGCCCACAAACGGCUAGUCCUCUCUGAGGGUAACACCAAAGCCACCCUGCAGGGGGCGUCGCAGCCAUACCCCGACAGCCCACAGCGGUUUGACGGUUGGACCCAGGUGAUGUGCCAGGCCCCGCUGCAAGCCCAGCGCUGCUACUGGGAGGUGGACUGGCGAGGCCGGGGCUCCUCCAUGGGCGUGGCUUAUAGCUCGCUGAGCAGGAAGGGAUCGGAUGCCAGAUCGGGCAUCGGUUACAAUGCCCAGUCCUGGACCCUGGAGCUGUCAGACACCUGCUGCUCUGCGAUGCACGACAACCAGAAAAAGGACAUCCCGGUCACCUACUCCCCCCGUCUGGGCAUCUACUUGGACAUGAUCUCCGGAACGCUGGGGUUCUACAGCGUGGCGGACAGCAUGGUGCCCCUUCAUACCUUCAGGGCCAACUUCACCCAGCCGGUGUAUGCCGUCUUCGGGGUGGGGAGCGGAGUCGGAGUGGGUCUCGACUUCGCCCUUGGCCAGUUCUCGUCAAGCUCCGAUAGCAUCAAAAUCUGUCCUUUGUGAGAUAGAAGGAGACUUUAAUGCCGAUUGAGCUUUAUUAGUCCAAUCGGACGCACUUUUUAACACACAAUCGUUAGAACUUACACAACUCACUACAGAUUUGGCUCAUACAAGAAGACAAAACAUUGGAUAGUCCUUUAGUUUCUUAUAUUUUAUUUAUGAAAAAGGCAACUUCAUAAUAGCAGUGAGAGCACAGAAGCAAGACAUGAGGAAGUUACUGUCCAUAUUCAAUAUGACUAACAGAACUUUCUGGAUUUAUUGGAAAUAUUACAAAUUUAAAGGAGCAACAAAAAAACUCAUGUUGAGGCUUUCUUACACCACAACUGAGAUGUUUCUCUUGUUCAAAAAUAGGAAUUUCCUUCACAAACAAAAAUGUUUAAUACAUUAAAACCUAUAAUAAAAUGUUAGUUCACACCUAUAAAUAUUAAACAGAAGCAUCUAUUUAUAGACUAUGGGAUUUAAAUGUGUUACUAAAGCGCAGGUUGAACUCAAAAUGCAGUUUUAAGGUUGGAGGGUUUAUGGAGCAGAAAGUUGAGGAAACACUCCCACCUGCUGGCCAAUAUGUGAAAAGCAUACUCAUGUACAGUCAAAAUAAAACCCUACAACAACA